AUGGGAAGAGGUAGAGUUGAGCUCAAGAGGAUAGAGAACAAGAUCAACAGGCAGGUGACCUUUGCGAAGAGGAGGAAUGGUCUUUUGAAGAAGGCUUAUGAACUCUCUGUUCUCUGUGAUGCUGAGGUUGCCCUAAUCAUUUUCUCCAAUAGAGGGAAGCUUUACGAGUUUUGUAGCACCUCUAGCAUGGUGAAGACAUUAGAGAGGUACCAAAAAUGCAACUAUGGAGCAUUAGAAACUAAUGUACCGACCAGGGAGACACAGAGCAGCUAUCAAGAAUAUUUAAAGCUGAAAGCGAGGGUGGAGUCUCUACAACGAUCCCAGAGGAACCUUCUUGGUGAAGACUUGGGCCCCUUAAGUUCAAAAGAGCUUGAACAACUUGAGCAGCAACUGGAGAUGUCUUUGAAGCAGAUAAGGUCUACUAAGACACAAUGCAUGUUUGAUCAACUUGCUGACCUUAGGAGGAGGGAACUAGCUCUCCAAGAGACCAACAAAGCUUUGAAACGUAAGUUGGAGGGAGCAAGCGCUUCAAACCCCCCACAACUUGCAUGGGAAAACAAUGGACAGAACAUUCAUUAUAAUCGCCAACCAGCUCAUACUGAAGGCUUCUUCCAUCCCCUGGAAUGUGAUUCGACAUUGCAAAUUGGAUACCAUCCAUCGUGCCCUGAUCAGAUGCCUGUGGCCGCACCUGUGCAGAAUGUCAAUGCAUUUCUCCCUGGUUGGUUAGUAUGAAGUAUUAGCGAGUUUCCUUUUCUUGAAGUUUUUAGUACUGAAUCUAUGUAAAUCAUAAAAUGGCCAAUGGCUUGCCAGAUGUUUUCUAUCUCCUCUAGGUCUUAUUUCUCUAAGGUCGGACUGAGGCAUGCCUUGUAACUAUAUGUUUGGGAAAACAAUAAGUAAUUAUUGUCUUAUUCAAAA
Molecule: messenger RNA, 915 nt
Organism: Amborella trichopoda
Lineage: Eukaryota; Viridiplantae; Streptophyta; Magnoliopsida; Amborellales; Amborellaceae
Gene: SEP2
Product: K-box region and MADS-box transcription factor family protein
Biological process (GO): positive regulation of transcription by RNA polymerase II
Cellular component (GO): nucleus
Molecular function (GO): DNA-binding transcription factor activity; RNA polymerase II transcription regulatory region sequence-specific DNA binding; protein dimerization activity
Source: RefSeq, marked provisional